AUGAAUCAUAAAAAAUUUGGGUUGGCAGCAUUUUCUAAUCCUAAUGAUAAGGGAUAUGCAGAUAUUGGAUCGAAUGUCUUAAAUAAACAAAAUGAUGAAUUAAACAAUCAAUUACAAAUCUUUCAAAAAAGGUUAAUUGAAUUUGCAAAAAAACAUAAUGCUGAGAUUAAAGAAAAUCCAGAAUUUAGAUCGAAAUUUAUAAGAAUGUGUUCUAUUAUUGGUAUAGAUCCAUUACAAUUAUUUGAUAAAGAUAAACAUUUAUUUAACGUAGAAGAUUUUUAUUAUGAAAUCUGUGUUAAGAUAAUUGAAAUCUGUAGAAAGACAAAAGAUGUUAACGGUGGUAUAAUAUCUUUUGAUGAAUUGUUAAAUAUAUAUUUUAAAGAUAUUAGAAAGAUUAAUAAAGAAGAAUUAGAAAAAUCUAUAAAUAUGAUAAAAUCUUUGGAUGGUGGAUUUGAAAUAUUUGAAAUUAGAGGUAUAAAAUUUUUGAGGAGUGUACCGAAUGAAUUAACUUCUGAUCAAACAAAGAUUCUAGAGAUAUGUUCUAUAUUGGGUUAUUCUAGUAUAUCUUUAUUAAAGGCAAAUUUAGAUUGGAAAACUAUUAGAAGUCGAUCUGUUUUGAAAGAAAUGGUAUCGAAUGGGCUAUUAUGGGUCGAUGAGCAAGCAGGCAAUGAAACUCUCUAUUGGGACCCUUCCUAUAUAACACGUAAUAUGGAUACUAGAAACACUCAUAUAUAG
Messenger RNA from Henningerozyma blattae CBS 6284, 735 nucleotides. RefSeq names its product ESCRT-II subunit protein SNF8 (gene SNF8). The transcript has a single exon. Lineage: Eukaryota; Fungi; Ascomycota; Saccharomycetes; Saccharomycetales; Saccharomycetaceae. The record is from RefSeq and is a predicted model, not a curated record. The coding region runs from base 1 to 735 and encodes 244 amino acids. Gene Ontology annotation, cellular component: ESCRT II complex. Gene Ontology annotation, biological process: protein transport to vacuole involved in ubiquitin-dependent protein catabolic process via the multivesicular body sorting pathway.